Molecule: messenger RNA, 1313 nt
Organism: Scylla paramamosain (green mud crab)
Lineage: Eukaryota; Metazoa; Arthropoda; Malacostraca; Decapoda; Portunidae
Gene: mRpL39
Product: large ribosomal subunit protein mL39-like
Cellular component (GO): mitochondrion
Molecular function (GO): RNA binding; nucleotide binding
Source: RefSeq, a predicted model, not a curated record
AAAUGUGCAGUUAGCCGAACUCUCCAGCAAGGCUCAAGCUUACAAAUGUAAACACCGGUGAGCGGAGAGGCAAAGAUUUGUUAAUAUUUUGCCGCCAGUGAAAGAUAAAGGAAGACAAAGCUUGAAUAGCAGUGGAGAAGGACAUACUCUGAGUGUUUUGUGUGUGUGUGUGUGGAGGGCGAGAAACUUAAGGAGGAAAGAGGAUAAUUGGGCCAUCUCAUCAUGUUGACCUCCAGGGUGGCUGCUGCCUUGCCCCGCCUCCUGCCGUGCACACGCCCAUACCACAAAAAAGCACUCACCAACACAGCUGUAAAGCAGAAGCGCUCUCAGCUGUUCACUCAGGAAGCACAGCGGCAGGCUGCUCUCAUCACAGACAUAGAAAAGAUUGAAGUGCAGUAUGAUGGCCAGCCAGAGAACUGCACCCUUAUCAUGAACAAGGGCAUGUCCACACCAUAUAACUGUGCCCAGCACAUAAACCAAAUGAUGAUGGAAAGGUCCGUGUUAGCAGAAGUAGAUGGUCAGGUAUGGGACAUGCACCGGCCCCUGGAGGACAAUUGUACCCUUCGCUUCCUCCAUUUCAGACAGUCUGACCCUUACUAUGCCAACAAGGCCUUCUGGCGCUCAGCAUCAGUGAUGCUGGGGGCAGUGCUGGAGUCAUCUUUCAAGGACAAUCUCUAUGUAGAACUCUGCUCUUACCCCUCACCAAAUGUGCGGAGUGGUAGCUUUGUCUAUGAUGUUGAUCUGAAGAUUCCAGAGUGGGAACCCUCCAAGGAAGAAUUAAGGACAUUAUCAGGAGAGAUGGUGAAGCUAUCCCUGGCUGCUCACCGCUUUGAAAGGCUGGAAGUUGAUGCCAGUGUGGCUCUCAAGAUGUUUGCAGACAACCGGUUUAAGACUCAGCAGAUCCCUCAGAUGGCAGCACAGAGCACCUCAGGGAACACUGUGGUGGUGUACAGGAUUGGGGACUUUGUGGAGGUGAGCCGUGGCCCAAUGAUGGCGGGCACAAGUCACUUGGGAAAAGUGUCUAUAGUAGCUGUCCAUCCCAUUGAGACCAAUGAAGCUCAGCUGUUCAGAGUACAAGGAGUGGCUCUCCCUAGGGGAUUCUUGUUGAACCAUUUUGCAUAUGGAGUGUUGGAGAAGAGAGCUCAGCAAAUGAACUCUGGUCGAUUACCACUUAAUAUUUCAUCCACUGAGCCCCAGACACAAGCCUCCACUUUGUAGUUAGAUUGCUGUACAUAUGUCUCUCCAAUCAAGUGCAGAUAAUUAUGUGAUUAUUUUACCUCUCUAUAAGCUGUACAAAUAAAAAGAUGAAUAUA